AUGCCAGGAGGAGCCUGGGUGGUGGCGAUGGCAAUGGUGCUCUUGGUCCCCGGAGAAGGGCAGCAAGCUCCGGAGUGCUCUCCGGGGGGGCACCAGUUUCUUCAAAGUCCAUACAGAAGUGUCCACUUUGACUCCAUGCACCUGCAGCGGUCAGCUACUCAAGACCUGGUUUGUGACCACUCCCUCACCCCUGGGUGGUACCGAUUUCUCAUCUAUGACAGACCUGCUGAGAUGCCAACGAAGUGUGUUGAGAUGAACCACUGUGGAACUCAGGCUCCCAUCUGGCUGUCUCUAGGAGAUUCAGAAACACUGCCUUCUCCUGGAGAAAUCAAGCAACUGACUGCUUGUGCCACAUGGCAGUUUCUGUUUACAAAGGACUGCUGCCUCUUUCAAAUCCCUGUGACUGUAAGAAACUGUGGGGAUUUUUUUGUGUAUUUGCUACAGCCAACUCAGGGUUGUAUGGGUUAUUGUGCAGAAGCUAUUUCUGGUAUAAAAUUAUACACAUGUGGUCCUGAAGAAAUAGAAAUUGGAGGUAAUUGCAUUGGUCUGCUGUCAGUCUCCUCACCACCUCCUUCUCCAGGAAGACCCAAGGUUGUGGUGGAGGUGAUAGAAUCUAAGCUUUUCUGUAGAUGUACUUUUGAUAUUCCCCCAACAAAGACCUCAGUGGGAUUUCUCAUAGCCUGGUCUAGACUUUCUUCUCAACAAAUCAAAGAGGAGCUGAAACAGGAGACCACAAUUCAAGCCUUCUCUCUUUUAGAACUCGAUGGCAUAAACGUUGUACUUGGGGAUAGGAUUUUUUGCAGUGCUUCUAUCUUUUUCUUGGAGAAUCCAGAUAUACUAAGUUUGUCCAUUGAAAGCCAAGAAUUUUUUGCGGGCAUUAAGUUACAACCUGAAUUGAGCACUAUAUCCGAAGAUGGGAAAGAACAUUGGCUACGAAUAGAGAGCACAAUUCCCAUUGUUUGUCCUGACUUUAGUGAGUUUGAUCAAGAAUGCAAAGUCUCAUUAAAGUUGAAAACCGUUGAUCAAGGUACAGAACAACUAGGCUUAAAUUUGGCAUUGUCUUCCUGUCACGUGGAGCUACAGCAGACUUCAUCCUGCACCAAUGGAACCUGUAGCCAUGCUGUCAUACGCUACAUGGCUGUAACAGACUUUUCCCAAGAUGGAGAUAGAAUUACAAGCAUUGAAGUACAGCCUGUAGUCAAAGAGAACGUCCUGUGGAACAGCUACAUUCCAGAUGGUAUUCAGAUCAAAGUCAAGGAUGUCCCAACUGCUUACUGUUAUUCAUUUACUGAUCCACAUAUAAUUACCUUUGAUGGCAGGGUAUAUGAUAACUUCAAGACUGGAACAUUUGUGCUUUAUAAGAGUACAGCGCGUGACUUUGAAAUCCAUGUGCGUCAGUGGAACUGUGGAAGUCUUCACUACCCUGCAUCAUGUAACUGUGGGUUUGUUGCCAAAGAAGAAGGUGAUGUAGUUACUUUGGAUAUGUGCAGUGGAAAGUUACAUGAAUCACAACCAUAUUUAUUUGUAAAGAGCCAUGAUGCAUCCAGCAAUAUCAAGAUAAGUGAAUCUUAUUUAGGAAGAAAAGUCACAAUUUGGUUUUCUUCCGGAGCGUUUGUCCGUGCUGACCUUAGUGAAUGGGGCCUCAGUCUCACCAUUAGAGCCCCUAGUUCUGAUCACAAGAAGACUUUGGGGCUCUGUGGCACCUUCGAUGAGAACCCUGAAAAUGAUUUCCAUGAUAAAAACGGAAUCAACAUGGAUGAUCAUUUUAAUGAUUUCAUUAACGAAUGGAGGAUUGUACCUGGAGAGAGCAUGUUUGACACGAAGCCAAAUUCUCUCACAUAUCCUCCAAGACUCUCUUAUUGUAGCUGUUCACUGGGGACAGUAUCAGAGCACCCAUUUUCUCACCACGCCUACAGUGUUUCACAGUCCGAAAUUGAUUCCAAUUGUGAAGACAUCAGACAUGUUCUGUUCUCCUCUUUGAUACCAGAACUAGAUGUCACCUUAGCAUACAUAAACAUUUCUGUGGACUUUAACCUGGAAAAUCUUGACAGAAGGAUAAAUAAGCACAUCUUUGAAGAGGAAAACAAUUUCGGUUUCUUAUUGCAAGAAACAAUAUUUGCAAACCUAACCAAACUGGACUUGAAUUUACAACAUCCUGGGAAUGGAAAACAAGUCUCACCAGAAUAUUUGGAUAGUGAAGGACAGAACCAAGGUAAUUACAGCCAAGACAUGAAGUGGAAUCGGCUAAACCGAUGGAAAAGACAAAACUUGAAUGAAUUUUUGCUUUCACUGACUUUUCAAAGUCACUAUGAAACAAACCUGGAAGAAUUUACUUAUUUUUUCCCCGAGGAUCAUGUUGAAGUUGCCCAUCAAGAAUUUGUUCCCUCAUGGCCUACACCUUCUGGCCUUACCAAAUCCAGCACCUUGGCCCUCUGUCAGCAGACAUUAGCCAACUCCAGCAUAGGAAGGCUCUGUCUUGCGUUUCUUGGCAAGAGACUAGAUCAGGCCAUCGACAUGUGUGUUAAGGAUGUUCUUCUUAAAGAUGACGUUAGCUGGGCAGAAGCCAGUGUGGCACUUUUGGAAAAUGAAUGCGAAAAGCGAGUUUUAGAAGCCAGAAAAUACAACACAGAAGAAUUUGAUGAGCCAUUUGAAGAUAUUCUCUUGGUAUUAAAAUGCCCGGGCUUAUGCAGUGGUAAUGGGCAGUGUAUGGAAUGGGGGUGCAUGUGUUUUCCUGGCUUUAGUUCCUAUGACUGCAGCAAUAUGUAUGUCAAAGCCCCUGAAAUCACUGAGCUUGAGAAUGCUGGAUUCUGCGAUAUUCAGAGAUAUAACUGUGUGAUGGUCAGAGUUUUUGGUGAAGGCUUCAAAGAAACUCCUUCCAUUAAGUGUGAAGUUACCAAACUGCAAUAUAAUGGCAGUAAAUGGGUGCUGGGCGAAUCCAUCUCUGUUCAGACUAUCUUUCAGAACAGCAGAACUGUUGAUUGUCAAUUACCAACUGAGGUAAAGCAGGCUAAUGCCAUGGAUCUGAUGGGUGAGAAUCCAAUUAUGAAGUGGCAAUUAAAGGUAUCUAAUGAUGGCUACAAAUAUAGUAAUCCCAUGGUAAUGAUCAUAUACAAUGGAGCCUGCCAAAUUUGUGGUCCCCAUGAAAAUGACUCGUGUACUAUCAAGGAAAAUGUUUGCAUUAUUGAUGGGCUCUGCUAUGCUGAAGGGGACAAAAAUCCUACUAUCUCAUGUUUGAUUUGUAGACCACAAACCUCAAAAUUUACUUGGUCCUAUUUAGAAAGAAACCAACCCCCUAUGAUUCAAUCCUCGCAAGACAAACUACAUACCUUUUAUGGAGAAAAUUUUGAGUACCAGGUUAUGGCCCUGGAUCCAGAAGGUUCUGAGAUCCAUUUUACACUGGAGUCUGGUCCUGAAGGAGCAAAUGUUACCUAUACAGGACUUCUUACAUGGAAAGCAGAGACACAAAUCCCCCCACCUUUCUUUCUUCGCCUUUGGGAUGACUGUGGUGCUGAGACAAAUGUCACAAUUCAGGUGGCUGUGGAGUCUUGUGGCUGCUUGAAUGGUGGAUCAUGUGAGGCUAACAGGAGCUUUCCUCCAGGGAGUGGAGCAUACCUGUGUGUCUGCCUGCCUGGCUUCCAGGGUGUUCUUUGUGAAGAGGAUGCCAGUGAGUGCCAAUCAAACCCUUGUGGCCUUGGCAAAUGUCAUAGAAAUUUUCAUAGUUAUUUUUGUGAUUGUCCACCUGAACUCAAAGGAAACAACUGUGAAGAAGAUGUUGACGAAUGUGAAUCUGGGCCUUGCUUUCCGGGAGCAGAGUGCCUCAAUACCUUUGGUUCCUAUUAUUGUGGCUCAUGCCCAAAAGGAUUUUAUGGUGAUGGGAAACUAUGCCAUGAUUUGAAUUUUCACCCACUCGAAACAGAGCAUUUGGUAAAUGGUACAAGCUUUACUGCCAGUCCCACUACUACCAAAAACCUCUUGAUCACAGCAAACAACUCUCACUUGCCAUUAAACUCAAUUACGGCUCUCAUGGAUAAUUUGAAGAAAGCUGUUUCUCAUCAAACGUCAGGUUAUGAAUAUGUGGACAAGGUUCUCAGUGCAAAUCGGAGUCUGGAUGAGCUACAAGCUCCUGCAAAUAACAGUCUUUUAAGCAUUCAUGCAAACAGCUCCCAUGGUGAUGUAAAGGACGUUUUUCAGAGUGUGAUCCAAACAGAGAUGGGAGGACAUCCUUCCAAGAUUAACACAUCUCUCCAAGCCUAUGCCCAGUUGGCUUCUUCUUCACCAGGGACGAAAGCAGUAACAGUUUUGGCAGGAAAGUCUGGAUCAACCACAAUGUCAACUUGCACUAAAUCAUCCUGUUUUCUUGGCGUUUCCUGUGUACCAACCAGAGAUGGCCAUUUUAAAUGUGGACGUUGCCCUUUAGGGUACUAUGGAGAUGGUAUCAAUUGCAAAGCUAUUUGUAGACACCCAUGUGGGAGAAGCAGAGAGUGUGUGGGCCCCAACAUGUGCAGAUGUAAAGCAGGCUACAUUGGUUCUAACUGCCAAACGGCGGUAUGUCAGCCUGCUUGCAAAAAUCGUGGAAAAUGUGUGAAGCCUCAUGUGUGUGAAUGUCCUCCGGGAUAUGGAGGAACAACCUGCGCUGAAGAACAUUGCAAUCCUCCUUGUCAACAUGGUGGCACAUGCUUGUCUGGCAACCUCUGCACUUGUGCUUAUGGUUUUGUGGGACCCAGGUGUGAAACAAAGGUUUGUAACAGGCACUGUGAGAACUCAGGUGAAUGUCUUGCACCAGAUGUUUGCCAGUGCAAGCCAGGCUGGCAUGGACCCACCUGCAAUACAGCUUUGUGUGAGCCCAUUUGCCUCAAUGGUGGUUCCUGUUACAAGCCAAACACUUGUCUCUGCCCAAAUGGAUUCUUUGGAGCCCAGUGUCAGAAUGCCAUCUGUCACCCUAGCUGCAAGAAUGGUGGCCACUGCCUGAGAAACAACGUGUGUGUCUGUCGUAAAGGAUACAUGGGAAAGAGAUGCCAGAAAAGUAUCUGUGAUCCUAUGUGCAUGAAUGGAGGCAGAUGUGUGGGACCAAACAUUUGCUCUUGCCCUUCUGGUUGGAGUGGGAAACAAUGCAGCACACCUACCUGCUUUCAGAAAUGUAAAAAUGGAGGUGUCUGCGUUGCUCCUGGGGUGUGCUACUGCCCUCCCACGUGGGAAGGAGGGCAGUGUCAAAUACCAGUUUGUGAUCUGAAGUGUCUUUAUGGAGGCCGAUGUGCAUUCCCCAAUGUGUGUUCUUGCCGCACUGGAUAUUCUGGCGUCAACUGUGAAAAGAAAAUACAGCCGAAUCCUUCCUUUUGUGAUGAAUACAGAUCAUCUUCAUUCUCCAUUAGUAUGGCUUCUGAGGCUGCCCCGGGAAUCAAGCAAGGGAAAAAAGCAGUAUGGGGAAGAAAAGCAAAGAAAAUCUAG
This is a messenger RNA of Perognathus longimembris pacificus (Pacific pocket mouse), 5445 nucleotides long. RefSeq names its product von Willebrand factor D and EGF domains (gene Vwde). The transcript has 30 exons. The coding region runs from base 1 to 5445 and encodes 1814 amino acids. The record is from RefSeq and is a predicted model, not a curated record. Lineage: Eukaryota; Metazoa; Chordata; Mammalia; Rodentia; Heteromyidae. Gene Ontology annotation, molecular function: calcium ion binding.